UUGCUAAUAAAAAUUUAUUACUAACAAUGGCCAAAUUGAUGAAUUUGUUGAUGUUCAUCAUCAGCUUGAUUCCUUUGUUGCUGAGCCCUUGCCAAUGUUGUCCUCAAUAUCAGAAAGAAGCUAUCCUCCAAUUUAUAACUUCCAUAAUAGGAAACGCUACUACUUCCUCCGCUUCUACCUUCCUACCAUCGUGGAACUCCUCUGAUUGCUGUCAGUGGGAAGGAGUUGGCUGCGACUCGCAGCAGUUGAUCACCGAUCUUCAACUCGAUCAUAUUACUUAUUUCGUGGCAUCUGGAGCUAUUGUGACAUCUGAUGUUUUAACUCCACUUUUUCACUUGAAAACACUCACCUCUCUUGACAUUUCUAACAAUGAUAUACACGGUGAAAUCCCAGGAUUCGGAUUUGCCAAUCUGACGAACCUCGUCUCUCUUGAUAUGUCUGAAAAUCGUUUCAACGGAACAUUAAAUAUCGACUUUGAAGCGCUUUCAAAUUUGAGGGAGCUGUUGUUGGGUUAUAAUUUACUCCAAGGAAAUCCUGUAAAGCUGGGAAACCUCACAAGUUUGGAGAAACUUUCACUUCGAGACAAUAAGUUUUCUGGAGUAAUUCCAUCAUCGCUGUUCGGUUUGAAGGAAUUGGACUAUUUGAGUUUAAGCUUGAAUUCUUUUUCUAUGGAGAUACCCAUGGAGAUUGGUAAUUUGUCCAAGUUGUGGUUUCUUGAUCUGGCACAUAACAAUUUUCUGGGUAAGAUUCCUGCAUCAAUUAAAAAAAUGGAACAAUUAACAUAUCUUGAUUUAGGAAGUAAUCUUCUCUCCGGUGAUAUCCCGACAUGGCUGUUUGAUUUGGACAUGCUUGUACUGUUUCUUGGAGGAAACAGACUCUCUUUGGUAAACAAAAUUAUCCUACCAAAGGGUAGCAACUCGUUAACAAUAUUAUCUUUGAGAUCUUGCGAUCUUUCAGGCAAAGUACCCACUUGGAUUGCCAAUAUGACCCGUCUUUAUUUCUUGGACUUGAGUCAUAACAACCUCACAGGAAAUUUGCCUCAAUGGCUGGCUGAAAAACGCCUGUCUUACUUGAUUGUAACAGCUAAUCAGUUUUCAGGUCCUUUGCCUCCUCGAUUGUUUCAAUACGAGCAGUUCCAUGUUCUGGUGGCUUCGAAAAAUAAUUUCUUAGGAUCACUGCCGGACACUAUUGGUGAAGCCGUUCAAUUGGAAGUGCUGAUGCUGUCUGGCAACACUUUCUCUGGUACAAUUCCCAAAGCUAUCUCAACUUUGUCUGAACUGGAGUUACUGGACUUAUCAAGCAAUAAAUUUUCAAGCAAUGAUUUUCCAAUCUUUAAUCAAACUUCAACUUUGGCUUACAUUGAUCUUUCCUUCAAUAAUCUCUCCGGUGAAGUUCCUGUAACAUUUCCACUGAAUGUAAAACUGCUUCAAUUAAGCCGAAACCAUUUUUCCGGUGUCUUGCCUCAGAAUCUUUCAAAUUUCAGGCAGCUUCAAUACCUCGAUCUCCAUGACAAUAACAUCACCGGUGAAAUCCCCGAGUUUGUAUGUCUUCUCUCUUCUCUCCGAAUUUUGAAUCUUGGAAGUAAUUCUUUCAACGGAUCCAUUCCGAUGAAUCUGUCGAAUCUUAGUGCUCUGCAAAUUCUCGAUCUUUCUGGUAACAGCCUUACUGGGAAUAUUCCGAAUAGUUUAAGUGAUCUCACAGGGAUGACCGAUGAACAUGAUGCUUUUUCUUCAGAACCUUUCAUUAGUGAAUCAGAUUUCUAUUCAGUUCUCUUCAUCGAAUAUUAUAACUUGAAGGAUUUAGAAGUUUCCUGGAAGAACUCCAAAUUGGGUCUUCCAAGCCAAAAUCUUCAGCUGUAUACUUUUCUUGACCUAUCAAACAACCGAUUGUCAGGGGAAAUUCCAGAUAGUAUUAGCGGUUUGAAAGGCUUGAAGUCGCUGAAUAUAUCUACGAACAAACUCUCUGGAAACAUACCGAUGAAUUUUGGUGAUAUGAAAAGCUUGGAGAGCCUGGAUUUAUCCGGGAACGAGAUCUCCGGAGAAAUUCCUGAGACAUUGUCGAAGUUGUUGGAGCUUACUUACUUGGAUUUGAGCAACAAUAAAUUGAAUGGUCCAAUUCCAAGCGGUCCACAAAUGGACAGGAUUAACGAUCCAAACUCUUAUGCCAACAACACUGGACUGUGUGGUUUGCAGAUUGGGGUUCCUUGUGACAAGCCCUCGCCUGAACCAAAACCAACCGAAACAGAGAGUGAAGUUGAGAAAAGCAAGAAUUGGGAAACUUGGUUCUCAUGGAAAAUGGCAGUUAUUGGAUAUUCUUCUGGGCUCUUAUCAACAGUACUGGUUAUGUAUGUCUCUGGCUACUUCAAUGUCACACCUCGACGAGGCCGAAGACUCCAUGUUAGGCGUGUUUAAUUCUGUAUAUUCAGUAGUGUGUAAUCGAGUGAUUUGAAACAUUAUCAAAGUUUGAGCUCGAAUUGGUUCUAAAUUUAAAGCUCCAAACUGAACUAGAUAUGAGAUCUAUUGAAUUCAAGCUCGAUAAAAAGUUUGAGAAUUGACCUCGAUUCGGCUCAAUUAUCUGUAUAAAUAUAAAAAAGUUAAAUUUUAACAUAAAAACAAUAGUGAUAUUGUAGAUAUGUAUAAUUAUCGAGGAAUUAAAAUAAAUAAAUUAAGUUUGAUUAGGUUCA
Molecule: messenger RNA, 2683 nt
Organism: Mercurialis annua (annual mercury)
Lineage: Eukaryota; Viridiplantae; Streptophyta; Magnoliopsida; Malpighiales; Euphorbiaceae
Product: receptor-like protein 46
Exons: 1
Coding region: 27-2411 (794 amino acids)
Molecular function (GO): protein binding
Source: RefSeq, a predicted model, not a curated record